GAUUUAUUAUUUUUAUAGAUAAUGCCGAAAAUUGAACAUGUGUGUAAUGGAAUUAUACGGAGAACAUAAUGAAUUUAGAUAUCGGUGCUGGUCGCCAAAAAUGGCUUCAGAAGAAUCUCCGGCCUCUGAAGGAAACACCAACAACCAAACGGCAUCUGAAAACAUUUAUGACAUAUUUGGUACAAGUCUAGAAACAACAGAGAUUGACGAAAAAGACAGUUGGGUAGAGAUAUGUCACAGAUGCCUUCGCUUAUUUUUUUCUUUUUUCCUUUUCCUCUUUGUUCUUGGAACGGCUUUAAUUUCACGACUUACUUUUCAUAUAAUUUUGAUUAACCUCAAUCCUCCCACCAUCUUCACUACCAUGAACAAAUUUGGCGGUGAUACUGGAAACACCACAGCACCUUUUUUGCCAGCCCAAGUACACAUAUCUUGGAUUUGGGCAUGCUUCCUCGUAUUAGUAGCACCAUCCGUGCACUCAUUGGUGUAUCAUACUGGCCAAUUUUGCAGAAAAAAAGACUCGAAGAGGGACGACACCGACGAAAACAAACAAAAGAUUGGUUGUCUUACUCUAUUUUCAAAUGCAGCUAGAGUCGGUCCCAGCACAACAAAUUCACAGAAACGCAAUACAAGGACAGUGGAAAGCCAAACAAAUCAAUGCAAUAUAAAUAUUACAAUUAGACAACAGUGGGUUAUUAUCAUUGCUCUUGGGAUUGUUCAGGCUAUUUGUGAAACAAUUGGCGUAUUUGUUCUUCUUCCGACAUUCGACCAAGCUACAGCUAGUAUAAUUGUAGUAUUUAUGACAAUAUCAACACCAACUUUACUUAAUGGAAUUAAAAACCCAUACUUUUAUUGUUCCAACAAGCUGUGUUCCAAUCGUAUGCAAAACACGUCAAGGGUCAUAUCUUUUGGUCUUUAUCUUUUUACUUUUAUUCUUUUACUUAUAUUUGUUGGUGUAAUGUCAACAAAAGGGAAAGGAGUCUCGCCCCAUAAUACAGCAUUAAUUACAGCAUUUAUUACAUUAUUAUUAUCUAUCGGCUUUUGGGAGAAUCUUUCUGGAUUUCACUUUGAACGACUCGACAAGAGACCACUGUUAAUGAUGCUUUUAUCCCUUAUUAAAUUCAUAAUAAUGUGUGCCACUUUUCUUCUCACAUUCUUAGUUAUGGGUGGUAAUGAAGGUGUCAGUGUGUUAUUCAAUGGAAUUUCUAAUGCUACGAUUACAUUAUUAGACCAAAACAUUCUUCUUGUCAACACUCUGCCCUUUAGCGGUGACUGCUUCACUUUAGAUCCCAUGAUGACUGGCCUUACAAGUUUGUUGCUAUCGUACGGAUGUUAUAAGUCAAGUUACUAUGCAUGCAGAACUUAUUUACAAUACCAGAGUUUUUCGAUACCUUUGAUAAUGAAUAUAUUUGCAGUGCCCUUAAUUGUACAUUACACCUUUAAAUGCUAUAUAUUUGAUGCAAAAAUUCACGACUGUAGCAUAAUUUCAAAAGAAUGGGACCUUAUUACCGAUAAAGGAAUUACCACUAGUAAAAUCUUGAUCAUAAGCUGUGGUGUUUUGACUUUCUGCCAAAUUCUACAUCUGACAACCUACAUCUGGCGAAGCGGACUGAGGAUAGCAAAACUUGAAAAAAUGUUUGCUAUGCCAUUUUACGCAGGAUAUGCUGUGGAUAUUACGCUGCUCUGGUCUAGACGAAGAAACCUAGAGCGUGAAAUACACACCACACGAAGUGAGGAGACAACUUCUUCAAACACAAUAGAAGAAACAGCGACAACCUCACAAAAAAUUGAGACUAAGAAAGAUUGUCAAGUCAAAAUGAUCCCAUUUAUAUAUUUGUGUGCUACAAUGUGGCAUGAAAGUGAGCUUGAAAUGAACACUCUCUUGAGAUCAAUAUUCAGACUAAACAAAUACCAAUGGAAAAUGACUUGUAGACAAAAUGUACUGAUGCAGAAGAAGAAAACAAAGCAUCCAGAAGAAACCUAUUUUCAGUUUGAAGCCCACGUAUUCUUUGACGACGCAUUUAAAGAAAACAAAGAAAAAGUCAAAACAGAAGAAUCAAAAACUAACAAAAAGAAGUUUAAAAAAAUUCGUGGAAAGGAGGUCAAUGAAUUUGUAAAACGGUUUAUUAAAUGUGUUGAGGAAACUUCACGAUCAUUCUAUAACGUUAAAGCAUUAGAAAGUUCUAAAAAGUUUACAACACCUUACGGAGCAAGACUAGAAUGGGACUUGGAGUCACCACCAGAGGAACAAAAUAUAAAAAUCGAAAAGAGUUUGGCUGUCCCUUGUAGACUCAUACUACAUCUAAAGGACAAAUUUCUUAUCCGUAAUAAGAAAAGAUGGAGUCAGGUCAUGUACAUGUAUUAUCUUCUGAGUUACAUUCCAUUGGCUAAAAAAGCAAUUUUUAUGGAAUCAUUAAGGCAAGAUGAUGAGCAGCCAUCGACCAGCAGCACGCCGAUAUAUGAGCGAGUUCCUUCACAAAAAGUUAUGAAUGACCAAAUGGAAAAAGAACAGACGAAAUUCAAGACGGAAAUAGCACCAAAAACAUUUAUUCUUGCACUUGAUGGGGACGUUGAUUUUGAACCCGAUGCCGUUCUUCGUCUGUUGGAACGAAUGUUGAAAAACCCUGAUGUUGGUGCAGCUUGUGGACGAAUUAUUCCAAUGGGAGGAGGUCCGGUGGUUUGGUAUCAGAGGUUUGAAUACGCUGUGAGCCACUGGUUACAAAAAGCAACAGAACAUGUGUUUGGUUGUGUGUUGUGUUCCCCUGGGUGUUUCAGUCUGUUUCGCGCCUCUGCUUUGAUGAGUGACGAUGUCAUCAAAAUCUAUACAAGAAACCCAACAACUGGUCUUGAGUGUAUUCAAUAUGACCAGGGUGAAGACAGAUGGUUAAGCACCUUAUUGUUGAAUAAAGGAUUCAAAUUAGAGUACACAGCGGCCUCUGACGCUUACACCUAUGUACCUGAAGGAUUUUUUGAGUUUUUUAAUCAAAGACGGAGAUGGUCUCCUUCUACAUUAGCUAAUAUCUUUAAAAUAAUAUCAAACAUGUUUUCAGUAUCUAAAGCAAAUGCAAACAUCACAAAACUCUAUUUGAUUUAUCACACUUUUUUGUUUGCUGCAUCUCUUAUUACACCUGGAACAAUAUUUCUCAUGAUACUUGGUGCGACCUCUUUAGCAUUUCCAGAGAUUCCACUAUGGAUUGCUUUCGUAACAAACCUUUUACUUAUAAGCAUUGUGAUGUUAUCCUGUGUGUGUGCGGAACAAAAAACACAGCUCAACAUUAUCUCCGUGAUCUCUUCAAUUUAUGCCCUGAUGAUGAUUGUUGUGUUGACUGGCCUGAUAAUGGACGCCAUCAGGAGUGGAUUCUGUUCUGUGACAACAUAUUUCUUCUCUUAUGUCGCUGGAAUAUUUUUCCUUGCCGCAGUAUUGCAUCCAAGGGAAUUUAUCAAUAUAAUCCACGGAGCGUUAUACUUCCUGGCUGUUCCAACAACAUCAAUGCUGAUGUUAAUAUACGCUCUUGGCAACCUUCAUGUUACAUCAUGGGGAACCAGAGAAUCAAGUAAAACCAGUAAAAGAAAAAAUCAAGCAGUAGACGACUCAUUGGAUUUUUGCUCGUGUUUUGGGCUAUGGAGAUGCAUUUGGAUGCCUCCCAAAAGUAAAGGGAAAACAAACAGCAAAGAAACAAAAAAAGUGAAAAGUGCUACAACAAAGGAUUCAGACAAGCCCUCUAAAGAAAUGGACUCCGAGGUAGAUACGCAAUUAACACAGACAGAAGAGCAAAUCUUACAGGGUGCUGUUGAAGUCAAUGAGAGAGAAAAGCAAUUUUGGAAGGAUAUAAUCAAAUCAUAUUUGAGCCCAGAUGUAAAAGAAGUGAACGACCUGAAGGAAGAUUUGAAAAGUUUUCGAAAUGGAGUGUAUGCAGGUUUUAUCAUGAUUAACUUAAUUUAUAUAACUAUUGUCUUUGUUGUCACGCAGGCAAAUGAACUAAACGACAAUGUCUUCACUAGACGCCUCCCUUGUCCAAACAAAACAGGAACAUUUGAUGUUGAUCCUAUAUCUGUUGUAUUCAGCAUAACCUUUGGAUUGGUUCUCGGUUUCCAGUUUAUAGGCAUGCUUAUUCACAGAUUUUCAACUUUCACACAUAUUGUUGCUGUUUCAAAAAUUAUAAGAAAAUCCUUUAAAAAUCUAUGCAAAAAUGACACAGGUGAUGCUAAACGAUCAGAAAAUGUCAAUGAUACAACCUUUAAGCAUGGUACUGCAGCUUCGAAUAUAUAUCAAGGAAUUAAUAGUAACAUUCCGGAGAAUCUAAAAGCCAAGGCACCAACUGAAUGGAAUACAGAAUCUGAAAGAGUACCAGCUUCGUCUAGGGAGUCAUUGGCAACACUUAACAACAACGAAAAUGCUACCGAAGAAAAAGAACCCAUCUCUCAUGGGGGCUCAUAUCUAGGCAACACCGAUUACAUAAGAACUUUAUUAUCCCACAGUCAAACAACGGAAAAGAAGAAGAAGAAGAAGAAAAAAAAGAAAUCCAAUAAAGUUGAACCCCAAGAAUAGAUUCAGUAUUUUGUUACAUUGUUAAAGUUGUGAAAUUUAUAAUAUGUGACAUUGUGAUAUUAGAGAAAUAAUAAGGGUUGUGAACUCCAGUUAUCUAUAGCUUUGAAAAAAUGUUUGUUGUAUGUUUGUUUGGCCGUAUAAACAUAAAAUUUGUCAACUUUACUUGUUGAUGUUAAUAUCAUAACAAUAAAUAAGAAGACUAUUAUCUAUCUAUCUAUCUAUC
This is a messenger RNA of Magallana angulata, 4769 nucleotides long. Its product is annotated as chitin synthase chs-2-like. The transcript is spliced from 20 exons. Gene Ontology annotation, molecular function: chitin synthase activity. Lineage: Eukaryota; Metazoa; Mollusca; Bivalvia; Ostreida; Ostreidae. Gene Ontology annotation, cellular component: cell septum; cell periphery. Bases 38 to 4546 code for a protein of 1502 amino acids. The record is from RefSeq and is a predicted model, not a curated record.